Schizophyllum commune H4-8 is the source of this 1254-nucleotide messenger RNA. RefSeq lists its product as uncharacterized. The transcript is spliced from 3 exons. The record is from RefSeq and is a predicted model, not a curated record. The coding region runs from base 138 to 941 and encodes 267 amino acids. Lineage: Eukaryota; Fungi; Basidiomycota; Agaricomycetes; Agaricales; Schizophyllaceae.
GUCGGAUCCUCGGCGACAUUUCGUAGUGGUCAUGAUAGUUGAGCUUGCCAGGACUCUUAGGCAAACCGAGGCGAGCUGAAGUCCAUUCUGGUAAGGACUCAGUCCGAGGCAGUUCCCGCUUGCCUCGCCGCCAUACAAUGUCAUUGGGGACAGGACGUAGUAUCAUUCCUGGAAACCCGGCACAGCGAUACCGAUGGUUAACACCGCGAAAGCAAUACCUCAGAUCGUUUGAGGGUGAUGUGCGCCUGGCACGACAUCUUCAUUGCCCAGUUUCGGUGCCACCACGACAAGUCGCAGUCAGUCCAGUCAAUGCACAUCAGGGCCCAGCCCUCCGCAUCUCCUUCAAUGAAUUCCUACUACGCAAUGUAUACAAUCCGACGCGCCCCUGCAAGCUGUACAGCACCCAUCAUCAAGAACCCUGGCUGCAUGAUGCACACAAUGACCGUCCUAAUGGGGAUCAGUGCCACAAACGAUGGCUUCCCAUGGUGGCGUUUGUUGUCCAUUAUACUCUCCAGAUCAGCCACAUGGGCGGCAGCGGCACUGGCGGCGGAUCAGCGACCGCGUUCUCUGCCGCUGUUCCUGGCCGGUCUGAGCCGUGCGCAAGCUUCAGGCGCGACGCGGUAGAUGAACACCGGGCGGGCCUCGGGAGCGGCGCAGCAUGGGGUGUGGACGUGAGGUGGCAGCGGUUCAAUGGGAUGGAGCGUGGACUGGGCGUCAAGGUCGAAUUGUACCCGCCCGCCGGAGACGCUGUCGAACACUGCAUUUCCUCGGAGCAGAGCCAUGUGCGGGACUGUCGGGCGAGACAUCGCCGUCGCGGCUUGCGGGUGGGCAGGCCGUCGAAGGCAUCCGUCGCAACUGAAGUGGAGAGAGCAUGUGCUGUGGGCCAAAAUCGAGCGUCCGUCGAGGAUAGGUAUAGACUUUCGGACGAGCUAGUAGGCUGAACAGAGCCCCAGAACGCCGGCUCGUCCUGGAGUCGGGCGCAUUCUGCACGACAAGCUUACUCGAUCGCGGCGUUCUCCCCAUCCUGGUUGACAUGAACCCCGUCGGAACCGAUGCGCAGCGUGAAGUGUCCGACACCGCUCUGCCCUGGGAUGCGCACGAGGCCGGUAAUUUCGCCUUUCUCGAUGACGGGCCGUCGCAGCGCGCGCUCCUGCUCCGCUGCCUCCUCCAGUACGAUACCCUCGCGUAGCUGCUUCGGUGUGCGCCGAGACAACGUAAUGUGGUGCGUCAGUGGCAGCACGACGGACUCGGGAG